Gamsiella multidivaricata is the source of this 2728-nucleotide messenger RNA. RefSeq lists its product as uncharacterized. Gene Ontology annotation, biological process: calcium ion import across plasma membrane. The annotation marks the transcript as partial. The record is from RefSeq and is a predicted model, not a curated record. NCBI's taxonomy places the organism in Eukaryota, Fungi, Mortierellomycota, Mortierellomycetes, Mortierellales, Mortierellaceae. The transcript has 11 exons. Gene Ontology annotation, cellular component: membrane. Gene Ontology annotation, molecular function: monoatomic ion channel activity.
CUUUUGCUAACUUCGCCGUCGCUGCCAAUUGCUACCAGUAAUUGGACGUAUUUAAACGAAAAGUCCUUGUCCCCCACCCUUUAGCUCCUCUUCUUUCUCUUCAAACAUACCCUGACUAAAUUCUUCCACUCCACGUCUUCUCCUAGUUACUCUCAACUUACCCUUCAAACUCUCUCAUGAGCAACAGGAGUCAUGUUAGCUUGGACGUGCGAGAAUGCACUAAGGCUACUCCUACUCUCAGUGGUCCUGCUGCCUCUCCAUUAUAGGAGGGAGUAAUGGCCUCAAAUCCUGAGCAUGGAGACCAAAGUGAUCAUCUUGGUUCUCUCGAGCCAAGGCAGGCUGACAGUGAAGGCCCAGAUAAGAACAUUUAUGAGCAGUCAAAGAGCGGGGUGAUCUCAGUUAUAGAUCCAAGACGCUAAUUACUCUUCGGAAAUAGCGCAUAGAUGGUACUUCAAGGAAAAUCUUAACAGAUUCCCAGCGACGAGCUCAACCAUGGCCGCAUUAUCGAAUAAUAAGUCGCUUCUCUGUUCGAUCGAACGGCUCCCGCCAGUGACGAUCGAUGCUUCAAAAAGACUUAUAAGCUGGAGUCUUGAGAUGGACAAAGUCCCUGCUAGACGAUACGACAUCUUCCUAGGAAUUUCCACAGCUGAGCUCAAUAUCGAUAGGACAGAAUCAGUUGAAUCCCACCAAAUUUCUAACAACUCUGUUAUAGGAAAAGAGAUCAUUUCCAAGCGCCAGCUUCGCUUACUAUCGACGUCGUGCACAGGGAUUUCCUGUUGGAAAUUACACUAUCAGCUUCAAAAGCUUAAUGACUCUGAUGAUGACAAGGACGACAACGUACGGGGAUCUUUCCUGAAGAUCAGAACGAAGACAGACGCGGAGUCUCAUUCCUGUAUCUUCCCAGGGUGCAUAAAGUUGGAGUUCAUGGGGAUUCACCCAUGUCAUUUCAAAAAUAACACUCUCCAAGAUAUUAGUCUCUGCAUACAUCGGCCUUUCCUUUGGUCAAUUGAUACGGAUAUCAUGGACGACUAUGCUGACAAAAGCCUGUCGUAUCAACCCAAAAAAGUGCUAGGGUUUGACAUCUCUGGCAACAAAACGCACGCUGUGACCCUGUCGGGCACAAGCUCCGACCUGUGCAUAGAUCUAUGGAAGCCGAAGGAACACCUAUCUUUCGAGCGAUUUGUAACCAUAAUACCCGCGUCACCUUUCGGGAGAUGGAUACCUGAACAAGACAUGGACGAGGGCGCGAAUCCUAUUGCAAUUCUUGUCGAGAAGGCUAAGACAGAGCCUCGAGCCAUGGGACUCGUAAAAGUCUUUGUCGAUUACUGCAUCCGCCAGGCACGACUCGAAAAAAGCCCACAUUUCAUAUUACCAGUCUUGCAGUGUCUGCAUAGUUUGGUUGACGAGAAGCAACUGCACUCCGAGCUUGCCUUGACUACUCUGCGGAGCCUUGCUUAUGCUCCUGUCAAGGACCGACCAUUCAUUAUCGGACGCCACUCCAUCGCUCAUCCUCCAGAGCUUAGACUGAAGUUCUGGAAGUCCAAUACUCGACCUCUUUAUAAGUGCGAUGACCCAGUACUACAACUGGUUCAUACUCCAAAUGUCCAUAAUCCUCAAAACGACAAUUUUACGCGGUCCUUAUUUAUCGCUGAUUUUCGCAUGAUUUGGCAUGUCAAGGACAGGAGUCUUAGAUUAUUUUCGGAAAUAUCUCCUAUACAGCCUGCGAAAUGGACUUCUUGGCCACGAAUCCUUUUUUACAUGAUCGUUCACAAGUGCAAUCUCAAGAGCAACACAGUCGUUAAGUGCCAUGACUUUGCUCUGGAGCCGCUUGACAACCCUGACCUCGCUGCGUUGAUCGAGUACAAAUGGAACACAAUCGGGUUCAAGUACUGGCCACUGCGGUUCCUCUGCCAGUGCUGCUACUACGCAUUGGUACUCGUGGCGGUGUUCAUUCAGGUUUAUGGCCCAAAUAGAAGACCUCUUGUUGGAGUGUUUGUUGCCAUAACUGCUGGAUCCUUCAUAUUCCUCUGGCUGGAGCUGGUCCAGGCCUUCAAGGGAUGGAAGCGAUACUUUGCGUCGAUUUAUAACAUCGUGGAUUUGGUCACAUUCGGGUUCACCAUGGCAGCAAGCAUCGUUCAACUCGUCGCCAUGCUGUCAUCAUCAGACUCCCUCCCGGCGGGCGGUGCGGAGCAAAUCGAAAGGACACCAGAGGGAAUCAGAAGUGGUCUUCUAAGCUUCUCUGUGCUAUUUAUCUCACUUCACUUCUUGUUUGAGCUUCGUGUAAGCAAAAGUGUGUCCAAUUACGUGACAAUCACCAUUAUGAUCAUCAGCCGGAUUCGCGUGUUCUUCUUUAUCUUCUUUGGUGGGAUCUUGGCCUUCACCACUGCCAUUCUGCAUCUGCUUCACGCGUGUUCGUUUGAAAGUUGCAAGGAUCUGGGCCUGAGUUUUCCGAGGCACUUUUACUAUGCCAUAUCUUCGACGUACUUAUUCAUGGGCGGCCGAUAUGAUCCAAUUAGCGAUAUUCUCAACGACCAAGAACAUCCAAACUGGCCUUUCCACAUGGUGAUGAUCAUUUACUUUUUCUUCACAGUUAUUUUAAUGCUGAAUGUUCUUAUCGCAUUGAUUAAUGUCGCGUUCACCGCCGGCGACGAAACUUGGGUUCAAGCCUGGCUCCAGUACCGGCUUCAGAUCAUCCAGAGCGCAGAGAACUUAACAUAUCACAUACCAG